Messenger RNA from Equus quagga, 1101 nucleotides. RefSeq names its product stimulated by retinoic acid gene 6 protein-like. Gene Ontology annotation, biological process: vitamin A import into cell. Gene Ontology annotation, cellular component: plasma membrane. The transcript is spliced from 11 exons. NCBI's taxonomy places the organism in Eukaryota, Metazoa, Chordata, Mammalia, Perissodactyla, Equidae. The coding region runs from base 1 to 1101 and encodes 366 amino acids. The record is from RefSeq and is a predicted model, not a curated record. Gene Ontology annotation, molecular function: signaling receptor activity; retinol transmembrane transporter activity.
AUGAAGACCAGAGAGAACAUGGUACAGUCAGGAGCGAGCAGAAAGCACAGCCCAGCUGCAGUGCUGCGUGCAGAUGUGGAAGGAUGCGAGGAGAGGCCCAAGAGGUACUUCGUGAAUAUUUGUGACAUGAAUGGAUGGUUUUUUGGUGCUGUGAAGAGAACUGGGCAGAAUACCAGAAUAUCAGAAGCAGUCAUAACCAAGACGCCAGAGAAGCCCGAAGAACAAUCCAGAGAAGCAGAUUGCUCACUGGGGCUGAGGCGGUGCUUUUCCACUGAGAUGCUUUCCACAAACGGAAGGACCAGGCAGCUAAAUGGCACCUGUGCCAGCUCAGUGGACAUGGAGCUCUUCCUCCAUUACUCCCUCAUCCCAUCACUUUUCAUCAUUUUAGUCUUGUCCUUUCUCCAAAGACGAGAGCAGCAUAGACAGAGAGGUGACACUUGCUACCUGCUGGGGAACCACUUUGGAAUCAUCAUACCUCUGGACUUCAUGGGUACUUUUAGGAACCGAUGGUCCUAUGGAAUGGCCUUUGGGGCCACAGCCAAUAAGGUCAUGUUCUUGUUCUCAGAAGGCUACCAGCCCCUGCAGGUCCCGCAGUGGGCCCAAGCCUUUGUGCUUCUGAUCGGAGGCAUUGAAGUCGGCCUGUCCCACUUCCCCUUCUUUGCCUGCCUUUCUUCGGAGUUCCAGCUGGUCAGCUCCAUCCUCGGCUUCAGCUACUCUCUGAUCUGGUUUGCCGUCACUGUCCAUCACAUCACACAGUGUCCCCACGGGCAGUUUGUGGGGAGGUACGAGACCAUCAUGUUCUACUGGCCGUCACUGCUGUGCCUGGCCUUCCUGCUGGGCCGCUUCCUACACAUGUUUGUCAAGUCUCUGAGGGUCUACCUGGGCUGGGAGCUCCCGACGGAAGAAAAGCCUCUCCUGGAAGUUCACCAGGCAAAGCAUGUCAAGAAGCUCCUGAGAAAGUCCCCCAGGCAGGAGAAAAAAAAGUCUUGGUUCCAAACCAGGAUAUAUGAGUGGGACCCCUGCUUUCAUUUCCCAAGCCGAAUGAUUGGAACCACUGUGUUGGCUUUUAUCUGCCUGUACCUUGUAAGUAGAUCUGAGUAA